Molecule: messenger RNA, 558 nt
Organism: Penaeus monodon (black tiger shrimp)
Lineage: Eukaryota; Metazoa; Arthropoda; Malacostraca; Decapoda; Penaeidae
Product: proline-rich protein 36-like
Exons: 2
Coding region: 1-558 (185 amino acids)
Source: RefSeq, a predicted model, not a curated record
AUGUUGCAAACACACUAUCAUGUUGCAAAAGAUGGAUUACACGGGAUUAUGCUGAUGCAGAGAGUCUUAAAGCAAACUCUCCCUAACCACGCCCCCUUCGCCAUCCCUAACCACGCCCCCUUCGUCAUCCCUAACCACGCCCCCUUCGUCAUCCCUAACCGCGCCCUCUUUGUCAUCCCUAACAACGCCCCCUUCGUCAUCGCUAACCACGUCCCCUUCGUCAUCACCAACCACGCCCCCUUCAUCAUCUCUAACCACGCCCCCUUCGUCAUCCCCUAUCACGCCCCCUUUGCCAUCCCUAACCAGGCCCCCUUCGUCAUCGCUAACCACGCCCCCUUUGUCACCCCAACCACGCCCCCUUUGCCAUCCCUAACCACGCCCCCUUCGUCAUCCCUAACCACGCCCCCUUCGUCAUCCCUAACCACGCCCCCUUCGUCAUCCCUAACCACGCCCCCUUCGUCAUCCCUAACCACGCCCCCUUCGUCAUUCCCAACCACGCCCCCUUCGUCAUCCCUAACCCUCCACAUUCUUAAGCAACUUUUCAGUCUCUCCAUCUGA